AUGGAGAAGACCAAAGCAUUUAAAUGCUUCGGAACAGAAGAUCCAUUACCAGAUUUAAUUAAACGAACAAAUAAAUAUCUAUUAGAUCUACGAUUGGCUAAAUGGAUUACUCAAAAGCAAUAUGAAAAAUUAUGUAUUAAUCCAAAUGAAGUUGAGCUUGCACAUUUAUAUUAUUUGCCAAAAGCUCACAAACCUGGUACUCAUCUCCCUAGUCGAACAUCUUGUAAGUAA
Messenger RNA from Rotaria sp. Silwood2, 231 nucleotides. The record is from the annotation of a GenBank genome assembly. NCBI's taxonomy places the organism in Eukaryota, Metazoa, Rotifera, Eurotatoria, Philodinida, Philodinidae.